This is a messenger RNA of Humulus lupulus (European hop), 2195 nucleotides long. Its product is annotated as heavy metal-associated isoprenylated plant protein 37-like. The transcript has 3 exons. Bases 632 to 1888 code for a protein of 418 amino acids. The record is from RefSeq and is a predicted model, not a curated record. NCBI's taxonomy places the organism in Eukaryota, Viridiplantae, Streptophyta, Magnoliopsida, Rosales, Cannabaceae. Gene Ontology annotation, molecular function: metal ion binding.
CAUCAUUUCAGAAUUCAGAGAGGAAAAAAAGACACAAUCUUUCCUUUCUUUUCCUCCUCCCAACUUUAGUUAUGGCUACUAGUAACUAGUAAGGUAGUAAGUAUAGUUAGCAAGUACCUCCCACGUUUUACUCUAUUAAAUCCCUCCCUCUCUCUCUUGCACUUUUUUCUCUGACUAUCCAGCUCCAUCUUUCUUUUACUUUGUUUUCUUCUCCCUUUCUGUUGGGUGGUCUUUCUUUCUAUAUUUUCUUCUCUCCCUAUAUUUGUCUUGGCAUUUGGGUUCUUGUUUCUUUUAAAUUUUUUAAAUAUUACAAUACAAUAUUUAGUUGUUUUUAUAGUGUCAUUUGGAAUGGUUCAAUACCCAUGUGACAUUAGUUUUAUAUUAUUUAUAUAAUUUUUUUGAGAAGUGAAGGAAUGGAUUAGUGGUACACUGGUACUUUGGGAGAAAGAAUCUACUAGCUCUAGCUGUAGAGAAACUCGGCAAAAUAAAAAUCCAUUCUUACCAUUUUCAACUAGCUCAGGGGUUGUUACCCUUUUACCUCUUUUCGUAGAAGAUAUAAAAGGAGUGUGUUGAGUGAGAGAGAGAGAGAGAGAGAGAGAGAGAGCUUUUGAGUUCAAACAGCAGUGAAGAAAUGACUAAAGAAGAAGACUUUAAGCUCCUCAAGAUCCAGACGUGUGUUCUCAGAGUGAACAUACAUUGUGAUGGGUGCAAGCAGAAAGUGAAGAAACUCCUACAAAGAAUUGAAGGUGUUUACCAAGUAAACAUUGAUUCAGAGCAGCAAAAAGUAACAGUUUCUGGGAGUGUAGACUCUGCAACUUUGAUCAAAAAGCUAGUUAGAGCUGGUAAGCAUGCCGAGCUUUGGUCCCAGCAAGGCAACCAAAGCCAGAAGCAGAAGAACAACAACUGUAUCAAAGAUGACAAGAACAACAAAGGCCAACUCCACAAACCAAACUUGAUUAAGGGCCUUGAGGCCUUCAAAAACCAGCAGCAACACAAGUUUGCUCCUUUCGGCUGUGAUGAAGAUGAUGACUUUGAUGAUGAAGAGGAGGAGGAAGAAGAAGAUGAUAUUAGGUUUUUCAGAGAGAAAGUAAACCAACUGGGUUUGCUUAGGCAACAAGCAAUGGAAGCAAACGAAGCAAAAAGAAAUUCUCAAGCUGCUGCUAUGGCCUCUGCACAAAACAAUGGAAAGAUCAACAACAAUGGUAGUAUUCCUAAUGGGAACUCUGGGAAGAAAGCUCAGCCUAAUCAGAACAUGGGAAUGAAGGCUUCACCUGGUGGGAUUGAUCCCAAGACCAUGGCUGCCCUGAAACUGAGUAACAAUCCUCAGUUUGGGGGUGGAAAUAUGAAUGCUGCAGGGGAAGGAAGAAGGCCAAGUGACCUUAACAACAUGUUGAACUUGGGUGGUUUUCAUGGAAGUGGUCCUAGUUUGUCUACUUCUGCUGGAAUGGGGGGAAAUCCCAUUAAUGGAUUAGGUGGAUACCAACUCCAAUCCAACAAUAAUGGCUACCCAGCUUCUUCUACAGGGCUUCCCAACGGCUAUGCCACUGGUCAAUAUCCAUCAUCCAUGUUAAUGAACAUGAAUGGCUACAACAACCAUACAUCACCAUCAUCAACAUCUCCCAUGAUGACAAACAUGAACACGAUGAACAUGCAUCAAGCUAGACAACAUGCCAUGAUGCAACAACAGCCACAAGUCAUGUACCAGAGAUCACCCUUCAUUCCUCCAAGCACAGGCUAUUACUAUAACUACAGUCCAUAUCCAGCCCAGGCAGCUCCAGCUCAUCCCAUUCCAUACUCGUACGCUGAACCUAGUUAUGGCUCUGGCUCUGAUACCUCUGCAGCCCAUAUGUUCAGUGAUGAGAAUACAAAUGGCUGCUCAAUAAUGUAAUAAUAGUAAUGCCUAAAUUUAUGAUUUUCUCUGUUUAGUUUGGUGUGUGGUGUUGGAUAUGAAGUAGAAGAAGAAGACAUGGAUUAGAAUGAUGAUGAUAAGUGCUGUUUUUACUGUGUAGUUGUUAAAAUUUAGAGUAUGUUGCCCUUUUUCUUUUGGUCUUUGUUUUCGACUAAUCAGUUAUGUCCAAGUCUUUUUACAUCUGUUUUAGGAUUUGAACGGAAUUUUGUGGCUUUUUGAGCCACUGUGUUAUAAUUUGAAAGUAAAUACUUAUUAAUAUAAAUGUCUGGUUGAAGUUUGGGUUGGA